GGUUUAGCCUUGGUGGGAAAAAUCUGUAAUUCAAGGAUCAGACUUCCUUCACAUUCACAUUGAAUUUGCUAAAAAUAAGGUGAAACAAAAACCUUACAGUUACAACCCCAAACUUAUUGACCAGUGGACAUCACGGAUUAGAGCAUGAACAUAAUACAUGAUUUUUAAGGAUUUUUAAAUUGGAUAAAGGAUAUUUUUGAGUUCUGACUUAAGCUGGAUUUACAUCAAAGUGACCUGAUGUCAUUUUGGAGAUUUCACCUGGAUUAUGAAGAUUUCAGUUGAUUUAAAUGAACCAUGACUGGUGUGAUUGCCACAGUGCCGGUUCUUCGUUCAGGCCAACUGGACUACAGAUCAUCUUAGAAGUCUUAGGACUACAGCUGGUCUAUGAGAAUCUAUCUACUGGAAGGAAGUCUCCAAGUUAUAACACAUUUUUUAGGGAUUACUUAUCACAUUAUCUAUACGUGAGCAAGAUCUGGACUACAUAGCUUGGAUAAACUUUUUCCUGCUGUUUGAAGGAUGAUUCUUUUCUAGCACGGAUUUCCUUGAAUGUUACUGGACUGUUAUCCGCCAUGUCUCUGAGUAAGACCCUCGAGUUGGAGCAUUUUGACGAACGUGACAAGGUUCGGCGAGGACGCUCCACCCGGGCCAAGAGAGAUGAUUCCACCAGCAGUGCUGGUGGUGGAGGGUCUGGCCCGAGCUCCAGGGGCAGCAGCCUGGUCCCUAGUCCUGCUCACAGCGCCAACUGCAGCUACUACCGGACCCGCACCCUGCAGGCGCUCACCUCGGAGAAACGAGCCAAAAAAGUCCGGUUUUAUCGCAACGGAGACCGGUACUUUAAGGGCCUGGUGUACGCUGUUUCUAGUGACCGGUUCAGAUCGUACGACGCUCUGCUAAUGGAGCUCACACGCUCGUUGGCGGAUAACCUGCAUCUGCCUCAAGGAGUGCGGGUGAUCUACACUAUAGAUGGCAGCAAGAAGAUCACCAGUAUGGAUGAGCUGGUGGAAGGCGAGUGCUACAUUUGUGCCUCCAACGAGCCUUACCGGAAGGUCGACUACACCAAGAUCUCCGUCCCAAGCUGGAAGCCCGGUGCCAGCACUGGGCCUGGAACAGCAAGGUCAAGUGGAGCCUCCACGGCAUCCACAGGAGUGUCGACGACCGUCCCCAAAGAUCGCCCCGAAAGUCGAGAGGGCAGAGAGAGCAAAGACUUCAUCAAACCCAAGUUGGUGACGGUGAUCCGCAGCGGCGUGAAGCCUCGAAAGGCAGUGAGGAUUCUCCUGAACAAGAAGACGGCGCACUCCUUCGAACAGGUGCUGGCGGACAUCACCGAGGCCAUCAAGCUGGACUCUGGAGCAGUAAAGAAGCUCUACACGCUGGACGGGAAACAGCUGACCUGUUUGCAGGAUUUUUUCGGGGAUGACGAUGUGUUUAUGGCCUGCGGUCCAGAGAAGUUUCGCUACGCUCAGGACGACUUUGUGCUCACACACAGCAGCAAAACACCGGCCUUUGUGAAUGAGUGCAGGACCAAGGUCUCUCGCUCAUCUGCCCCUCAGAAAACAACCAAGACCCCCAGCAGCUCCGGCUUCUCCUCCUCUAGGACUCUACCCAAAGGUCCGCCCAGGACAAAGUCACCUGGUCCAGCUAAUGAGACCUCUGGAAAAUCAUCCAGGUCCAGCCCAUCCCCCACCAGCCCCGGGACUCGACGCAGCCUCAAGAUCUCACCUCGUCGUGCUUCCUCCACUGAUGUAAACGGAGAGGCUGAACAGCCAGAUGACACUGCUGAAGGUGAAGGUGAAGUGAACGGCAAUCGAACAGUUUCUUCCUCAACCAUCAACGAGAAGUACAAGGUUGGAAAGGUGAUCGGAGACGGAAACUUUGCUGUGGUGAAGGAGUGCGUGGAGAGGUCAACAGGACAGGAGUAUGCUCUGAAGAUCAUAGACAAAGCUCGUUGCUGUGGGAAGGAGCACCUGAUAGAAAAUGAAGUGGCGGUCCUGAGGAGGGUUCGACAUCCGAGCAUCAUCCAGUUAAUCGAGGUGGACGAAACGCCCACUCAGCUGUUCCUGGUCAUGGAGCUCGUCAAGGGUGGAGAUCUGUUCGACGCCAUCACUUCCUCUACAAAGUACAGCGAGCGAGACGCCAGCGCCAUGGUGUUCAACCUGGCCGGAGCCAUCAAGUACCUGCACCGAAUGAACAUCGUACACCGAGACAUCAAACCAGAGAACCUGCUGGUUUGUGAAUAUCCAGAUGGCACUAAGUCAUUGAAGCUGGGGGAUUUUGGUUUGGCGACAGUGGUGGAAGGACCACUGUACACUGUUUGUGGCACGCCGACAUACGUCGCCCCGGAGAUCAUCGCUGAGACCGGUUAUGGUCUAAAGGUGGACAUCUGGGCGGCAGGCGUGAUCACCUACAUCCUGCUGUGUGGAUUUCCUCCUUUCAGAAGUGAGAAUAAUAUUCAGGAGGAGCUGUUUGAUCAGAUCCUCAGAGGGAAGCUGGAGUUUCCGUCUCCAGACUGGGACACCAUCAGUCUUCCAGCAAAGAUGCUGAUAAGUCAGAUGCUGCAAGUGAAUGUGGAUGCCCGUUUCACUGCCGAGGAGGUCCUGUCGCACCCCUGGGUGACGGAUGAGGCUCCUAUAGAAUCCAACACUGUGAGCAGCGCUGAAGAGCAGAACAGUGGAGACACAUUGGAAACAGAGGAACCAGAGGAACCAGAAGAAUCCCCAAUACUUGAAACCAAGCAAGUUCCCUCACCUCUGGUCUAAAACACAUCCCCCUUAUUGAAUGGAAGAACAGAACAGUCUUUGUUUGGUCCACUGGAAACCCAGAAAGUUUCUUUAUAUCUGAACGUCUCAUUAAUUCCCAGACCAGAUCGGUUCCCUUUAAUCUGGUCUAGAACCUGUUACAUGACAUCAUGUCACCUUAGUUAAAUGAGUUUUAACUUCUAGAAGCCAACAACUCUGCUUUGAAUUCUAGCUUUCUCUCGUUUCCAUUUAAAACCAAACCAAUCACUUCCUCUUGGCUUUUAUUUAAUUUCAUCUUCAGGAAACUGAACAGAACAUAUCGGACUUGAAGAAGUUUCUACACCUCUUUCUCUUGGACAUGUUCAUUCUUCUAAAGACCGAAAAGAGGUCCCACCAUUUAAAACCAAUCUAGUUCAAUCUACUUGACAUGAAACCAGUCCCAUCAUGCUUUGUGAAACAAAAUGAUUUGGUUCAGUUUUCUUCCACAAAUAUUCCCAUUUUGGUUGUGAGGUAUAAAACAAUUUCCCUCUCUUGUGAUGUGGAAUUAAUCCAAUUUCUCCCUGUGCAAGUCAGCAAGUCCUGUCAGUCACCCGUCAUCUGCUUGAAUCGAACACGAUACUAUACAUUCUUUAAUCAGAAAUGUGAUUGAAUCUUUACUUUGCUUUACUUUACAAACUUUACUUUGCUAAUUAGAAAGCAAACAUUAGUCUGGAAACCCAACAAGUUCCUUAAAUAUGGUCUCUCUGGCUCCCCUGGCCAAGAACCGAAAAAAGUCAAUUGAAUGUGAUUUAAAGUAUGUUCAGUUUAAUCUUCGUCAUCAAAAUACAUUCUUUCUAAUCUACCCCAAACAUAUCACCAACAAACAGGUUCUCUCAGGUCUAGAACAUAUCCCCUAUCGGGUCAUGGAGACAUUCUUUAUUCACCAAGUGGAAUCCAAAAAGUCCAGUCAAGAAUGCAGAUUGUUUUCUAUAAAUUGACUGAAGA
Maylandia zebra (zebra mbuna) is the source of this 3719-nucleotide messenger RNA. RefSeq names its product serine/threonine-protein kinase DCLK2. Gene Ontology annotation, biological process: protein phosphorylation; intracellular signal transduction. Gene Ontology annotation, molecular function: ATP binding; protein kinase activity. Lineage: Eukaryota; Metazoa; Chordata; Actinopteri; Cichliformes; Cichlidae. The record is from RefSeq and is a predicted model, not a curated record.